GAGGACGGGACGGGACGGGACGGGGCGGUGCUGUCAGCCAGGCGGCCCGCGGAAUGCAGCGACCUGAAGCCUGGCCACGUCCGCACCCGGGGGAUGGGGCGGCGGGAACCCAGGCCCGGAUCCCGGCGCCUCCCGCCCAAGCCGGGGAGCCCUCGGGGCUGCGGUUGCAGGAACCCUCCCUGUACACCAUCAAGGCCGUGUUCAUCCUCGAUAAUGACGGACGCCGACUGCUGGCCAAGUAUUACGAUGACACGUUCCCCUCCUCUAAGGAGCAGGUGAUCUUUGAGAAAAACGUCUUCAACAAGACCAGCCGAACCGAUAGUGAGAUCGCGUUUUUAGGGGGCAUGACCAUCGUCUACAAGAGCAGCAUGGACCUCUUCCUGUAUGUGGUCGGCUCCUCUCAGGAGAACGAGCUGAUUCUCAUGUCUGUCCUCAUCUGCCUGUUUGAGUCCUUGAGCCACAUCCUAAGGAGGAACGUGGAGAAGCGCUGGCUGCUGGAGAACCUGGAUGGAGCCUUCCUGGUGCUGGAUGAGAUUGUGGAUGGCGGUGUGAUCCUGGAGAGUGACCCCCAGCAAGUGGUCCAGAAGGUGAAUUUUAGGGUGGAUGACAGCGGCCUGGUGGAGCAGAGUGUGGCACAGGUCUCUCUGCUCAGACUAACCCUGCUUCUCUGGAGCCCCACACCCGGCACUAACUCCUCUUCCUCCUUUGGUCGCUCUGCUGAGGGUGGCCCAGGACAGCUGGUUCUGCAAUCCGCCAAGGAACAAAUUAAGUGGUCGCUACUAAAAUGAAGGCAACCCUAGCCGAAGUCCGAAGACCUCAAGAGACGAGAAGCCCCUCCGUGCGCUGUCCCUCUUCCCAACGCCCUGGCCCACCGGGGAACCCCGGGGACCAGCUGAGCUGCCCUCCCUGGCGUCCUGGCUCCUAAUAAACCAGCUUUGUCUCCCGCCAA
This is a messenger RNA of Heterocephalus glaber (naked mole-rat), 949 nucleotides long. The record is from RefSeq and is a predicted model, not a curated record. Lineage: Eukaryota; Metazoa; Chordata; Mammalia; Rodentia; Bathyergidae.